Molecule: messenger RNA, 4157 nt
Organism: Hyposmocoma kahamanoa
Lineage: Eukaryota; Metazoa; Arthropoda; Insecta; Lepidoptera; Cosmopterigidae
Gene: Gart
Product: trifunctional purine biosynthetic protein adenosine-3
Exons: 22
Coding region: 198-3959 (1253 amino acids)
Biological process (GO): adenine biosynthetic process; 'de novo' IMP biosynthetic process
Cellular component (GO): cytosol
Molecular function (GO): ATP binding; phosphoribosylglycinamide formyltransferase activity; phosphoribosylformylglycinamidine cyclo-ligase activity
Source: RefSeq, a predicted model, not a curated record
AUAAAGAAAAAACUUAUAAAAUAAACUUUAUUAGGCCUUUGUUAAUGCCAUUAUUAAUUAUUAAAAUAUUUACACCAAACUAAUUUCUUUAAAAGUAGUUUUAGUAAGUUUCUUGUAACUUUAGUCGUUACACGUGAUCGUAAACAUCGCGUGUUUUUUAGUGUUUCAAAUUGGACUGGAGACUUAUAGAGUUUAUCAUGGCUGAGGCAAACGUGCUAGUGAUCGGCAGCGGCGGCCGGGAACAUGCUAUAUGCUGGAAACUCUCCGAAUCUCCUCUUGUAAAGCAGAUAUAUUGCGCGCCGGGAAGUGUUGGCAUUGCCUCCACAAAAAAGGUCGAAAACGUCGAUAUCGACAUCAACAAUUGUGUGAAUCUCGCAAAAUGGUGCAAAGAACACAGCAUUGAUCUGGUCGUCGUUGGUCCAGAAGAUCCUCUUGCCAAUGGUAUCGUAAAUGGACUCCAAGCUUUUGGUAUAAAGUGCUUCGGGCCAAAUAAAGCCGGGGCUCAGAUUGAAGCCAGUAAGGACUAUUCAAAGAAAUUCAUGAGCAAAUAUCAACUGCCUACUGCAAGAUACCAGUCGUUCACCGAUGCUAAAGCUGCCAAGGAGUUUAUUAACACUGCACCCUACCCAGCGUUAGUAGUGAAAGCUUCAGGACUUGCCGCCGGAAAGGGUGUCGUAGUAGCAUCCACCAAGGAAGAGGCCUGCCAAGCAGUUGAUGACAUCCUUACUGAUGCCAAAUAUGGCUCUGCUGGAGAGACCGUGGUAAUUGAAGAAGUGUUGGAAGGAGAUGAAGUCUCGGUCCUGGCAUUUACCGACGGCGAAACUGUAUCAUUAAUGCCCCCCGCACAAGACCACAAACGCAUAGGCGAUGGCGACACUGGGCCCAACACUGGCGGAAUGGGAGCUUAUGCCCCAUGUCCUUUGAUAACACGGGACCAGCUAGCUGAUGUUCAAGACCAGGUUUUGCAACGAGCUAUUGAUGGCUUGAAGGCUGAAGGCAUCAAAUAUGUUGGUGUCCUGUACGCCGGCCUGAUGGUAACCAAAUCAGGCCCUAUGGUCCUGGAAUUCAACUGCCGAUUCGGUGACCCUGAAACCCAAGUUCUGAUGACGCUACUCGAGUCCGACCUUUAUACAAUUAUGAAGGUAUUACUUAACGGGCUCUCCUACCUGCAAAGCGGUGUGGAUAUCGACGCAGCCGCAACUCUGGUUCGCGAGAUCGAACCACUCGCCACCGCCACUCACAGAAGGGGUGUUUUGGGCAGACUUGGUUGCUUUAGCGGCCUUUUCCAUCUCUCCGCCAUGGAUCCUACGUUGAAGGACCCUGUUUUGGUACAGGGUACUGACGGUGUUGGGACUAAACUUAAGAUAGCGGAGGUGAUGCGUAAAUACGACACCAUAGGCCAGGACCUGGUGGCGAUGUGCGUGAACGACAUCCUGUGCGCGGGCGCAGAGCCCUUCGCCUUCCUCGACUACAUGGCCUGCGGGAGGCUACAAGUCGACGUGGCAACUAGCAUUGUUAAGGGGGUUGCUGAUGCUUGCAUCGAGUCCGGCUGUGCUCUGUUAGGAGGAGAAACAGCAGAAAUGCCGUCCAUGUAUGACGUAGGCAAGUAUGACCUAGCAGGGUUUGCUGUCGGUGUUGUGGACAACCUGAAACAAUUGCCUCGUAUGAAAGAGAUCAGAGCUGGUGACGUUGUGUUGGCACUACCGUCGACUGGCGUACAUAGUAAUGGAUAUAGUUUGGUACAGAAGAUUAUGUUACAGAGUGGGCAUAAGUACCAUGAACGGGCACCAUUCACUGAAACAGACAAAUCGUACGGCGAAGAGUUCCUCACCCCCACCGGCCUGUAUGUCAAUGCACUCCUCCCCGCAGUAAAGCGGGGAAUCAUCAAGGGGCUAGCCCAUAUAACUGGAGGGGGACUACUUGAAAACAUACCCAGGAUUCUGCCCCAGGGGGUUAGGGUCAAAUUGGACGCUAAAAAAUUUACAAUCAAACCUAUUUUCGGAUGGUUGCAGGCUAAAGGAAUGGUAUCGGACUUCGAAAUGCUUCGCACAUUCAACUGCGGUGUGGGCAUGGUGGUGAUCGUGGACCCCGUUUGCGUUAAUGAGGUGGUGCGUCUCGUUGAAGGACCCAUUGCUGUUGUUGGCUCCGUCGAGUCUAUGGGGAAGGAAGGAGGCCACCAAGUGGUAGUAGACAACUUUAAAGAAGCAAUUGCGCCCUUAGCGGCACCGUAUCUCGCAGCCAGUCAAUCAACCCCGCGGAAAUCGCUGUCCUACAAGGAUAGUGGCGUCGACAUUGAAGCUGGAGACUCCCUGGUUUCUCUGAUCAAACCUUUGGCCAGGACUACUUCUCGUUCUGGUGUACUUGGAGGACUUGGAGGCUUUGGUGGUUGCUUCCAACUAAAAGCCGUUGAAAAGGAAUACAAGGAUCCAGUCCUGGUACUGGCAGCGGACGGUGUAGGCACAAAACUAAAAAUCGCUCAAACAAUCAACAACCACGACACCAUAGGCAUUGAUUUAGUCGCUAUGUGCGUAAAUGAUAUACUAUGCAAUGGCGCUGCACCACUCACGUUCCUGGAUUAUUUCGCGUGCGGCUCAUUGGAUGUCCACGUAGCGAGAGCCGUUGUGUCUGGCGUAGCAGAGGGCUGUAGACAAGCUUCGGCUGCUCUGAUUGGGGGCGAAACAGCGGAAAUGCCGGGCAUGUACGAGCCGGGUGUGUACGACAUCGCUGGAUUCGCUCUGGGAGUGGUGGAGAGGACGCACAUUUUGCCCAAAUUCAAUGACAUUACUGUAGGAGACAUAAUUAUCGGUCUACCGUCGAACGGCAUCCACAGCAAUGGGUUCAGUCUGAUCCACAAGCUCGUGAAGAAAGUAGGUCUCUCUCUCGACGAUAAGGCACCGUUCAGCAAGGAGGGACUUACUUUGGGUGAAGAGCUAAUAAAACCAGCCCGCAUCUACGUUAAGAGCGUACUACCAGCUCUGCAGCGCGGAUGCGUCAAAGCCGUGGCGCAUAUAACCGGUGGUGGGUUGUUGGAGAACAUUCCUCGCGUCAUACCGGGAACUGUUCGCGCUAGGUUGAAUGCUCAUCAGUGGAAUAUUCAUUCUGUAUUCGCGUGGAUAAUGGACGCGGGAUCAGUGCAAGAAUCAGAAAUGCUGCGUACUUUUAACUGCGGAAUUGGAAUGGUGCUUAUUGUUUCACCUGAAGACCAAGCCGAGGUGAUGAACAUAACGCGCGCGUACGGAGCGAUGGUGAUCGGCAGCAUACAGGCGCGGCCGCCAGGUGGCGCCAGAGUCGUCGUUGACAACUUCGCCUCGGCCAUCAACUUCACACGGCGCAUGCCGUUGCUGCCCAAGAAGAAGGUGGCGGUACUCGUCUCAGGCAACGGCAGCAAUCUCCAAGCGUUAAUCGACACAACAAACGACCCCUCGCAGUGCAUUUGCGCAGAAAUCGCCCUUGUUGUUAGUAACAAGAAAGGCGCUUAUGCGUUGCAGCGCGCUGAGAAACACGGAAUACCAACCUUGGUAUUUAACAUCAAAGAGUACAACUCGCGGGAGGAGUUUGACCGCGCUGUCUCUGCCGCCUUGGAAUCUCAUAAAAUUGACAUCGUCUGCCUCGCUGGAUAUAUGAGGAUUUUAUCUUCUGAGUUUGUACAGAAGUGGAAAGGCCGUCUGAUCAACAUCCACCCCUCAUUGCUGCCAAAGCACCCUGGCCUGCAUGCGCAGAAACAGUGCCUGGACGCCGGCGACAGAGAAAGUGGAUGCACCGUCCAUUUCGUUGACGAGGGCAUGGACACAGGGCCAAUAAUCCUUCAAGAGAGGGUGCCUGUUCUUAAGGAUGACACUGAAGAAACCCUAACAGAACGCAUACAUACUGCGGAACAUCGUGCCUACCCGCAGGCGUUGAGGCUCCUCGCCGCUGGCAGGGUGAGGCUCACCAACUCUCAUAUAAUGUGGUAUUCGUAGGAAUAGAUUUAGUAAAGAUAGACAAGUUAAAUGUGCACUAGCGUAAUUUUAGGAACAUGGUCUCCUCGGGUCUUAAAGGUCCAUUUAGAUGGAGAGAUAUUGCAUGAUAUUACUAUCGCAAAUAAUCAUUGCAAUAAGAUUUACUUCGUUUUUUUUAACAUUACAAAUAAGGUAAACAAAGAAGCUGGAUUAUUCAAA